GGCCUCGGUUUCCCGCCGGAAAUCGUCAUCUUAUCGCGCCGGAAGCGGAACCUCUUUCCUUUCUUGUUUCUGCUCAGUAAAGAGACGCACACAGCAGAAGAUGGCUCCUCGUAAAGGGAAGGAGAAGAAGGAGGAGCAGGUGAUCAGCCUGGGUCCUCAGGUGGCCGAGGGCGAGAAUGUCUUCGGCGUCUGCCACAUCUUCGCCUCCUUCAACGACACCUUCGUCCACGUCACUGACCUCUCUGGAAAGGAGACGAUCUGCCGUGUGACCGGUGGGAUGAAGGUGAAGGCGGACAGAGACGAGUCUUCUCCGUACGCUGCCAUGUUGGCGGCUCAGGACGUCGCUCAGCGCUGCAAAGAGCUCGGCAUCACGGCACUGCACAUCAAGUUGAGGGCCACUGGAGGCAACAGGACAAAGACUCCUGGUCCUGGAGCCCAGUCUGCUCUCAGAGCUCUGGCUCGAUCCGGCAUGAAGAUCGGGCGCAUCGAGGACGUCACGCCGAUCCCGUCAGACUCGACCAGGAGGAAGGGCGGUCGCCGCGGUCGCCGUCUGUAAACUGUAAACAGCGACAUUUUCACCACAAUAAAAGAUUAAAGUCGA
This is a messenger RNA of Haplochromis burtoni (Burton's mouthbrooder), 601 nucleotides long. RefSeq names its product ribosomal protein S14 (gene rps14). The record is from RefSeq and is a predicted model, not a curated record. Gene Ontology annotation, molecular function: mRNA 5'-UTR binding; small ribosomal subunit rRNA binding; structural constituent of ribosome. Gene Ontology annotation, biological process: maturation of SSU-rRNA from tricistronic rRNA transcript (SSU-rRNA, 5.8S rRNA, LSU-rRNA); ribosomal small subunit assembly; translation. The transcript has 5 exons. Gene Ontology annotation, cellular component: cytosolic small ribosomal subunit; ribosome. NCBI's taxonomy places the organism in Eukaryota, Metazoa, Chordata, Actinopteri, Cichliformes, Cichlidae. The coding region runs from base 101 to 556 and encodes 151 amino acids.